Molecule: messenger RNA, 753 nt
Organism: Durusdinium trenchii
Lineage: Eukaryota; Dinophyceae; Suessiales; Symbiodiniaceae
Source: the annotation of a GenBank genome assembly
AUGACGUUCGAGCUGCCGUUUGAGCUUUUCGCUCGUGUGUUGUUGGCGCUGCUAUCAGAUGUGGGUAACACUACCAUCGCAAGGGCAUUCCCAUGGGCAGAUGAACAGCUGUGCAGGUGUGGCUUUAAAGCGUUGGGAGCCACCAGCCAGACAUGCAUCCGCAACAAGCGGGCAGUUUUGGUUGCGGAUCUUUGGGGCAAAGCCGCCGGAAUGGUUUUGUGGCCUCCAAGUCACGUCGAUACUGCUGCAUCCCGCUCCUUGGCACAGCGGCUUCAGGCAUCAGGCUCUUGUUGCCGAUACUUGAUUAUCAAUUGCAUGGCAUUGGAGUAUGGAGAACUCACUUGGCUGUCUAGAUGCUGCUGUUCAGUGGAGAUGCUGCAGUUGCGCUUCUUUGGUCCCGAAAGCUUUUCAUCCAACAUGGAAUGGCUGGAUGCAUGGUCUCAUUCCUUGAGGAGGUUGAGCAUUCAGUUCUGGUAUGAUGAUUGCUUGGGAGCGCCACCAAUCCAGGAAGUCACGCAAUAUAUUUGUCGUUCCUGUAGAUCUUUGGAGGCGCUGUGGCUGAAAGGCAUUGAUUGGCCAAAAGCACGGAUACAGAUAGCAGCAGCUAUCAAGAAUGAGCUGCUUGGAGCUGGAAAAUGCUUACGUAGAUUGUCGCUGGAGGGUUCGCAACCAUGGCCUGACGACGAGAUUAAUGUAAUGCGCGCGGCCGGGCUUGUAGUAGAAGUUUGCCUUCUAUCCGAUCGAACUCGGUGA